This is a messenger RNA of Peromyscus eremicus (cactus mouse), 447 nucleotides long. RefSeq names its product tubulin-specific chaperone A-like. Gene Ontology annotation, molecular function: beta-tubulin binding. Bases 1 to 447 code for a protein of 148 amino acids. NCBI's taxonomy places the organism in Eukaryota, Metazoa, Chordata, Mammalia, Rodentia, Cricetidae. The transcript is spliced from 2 exons. Gene Ontology annotation, cellular component: cytosol; microtubule cytoskeleton. The record is from RefSeq and is a predicted model, not a curated record. Gene Ontology annotation, biological process: tubulin complex assembly; post-chaperonin tubulin folding pathway.
AUGGCAGUGCACACCUGUAACCGCAGCACUCCGAUGGCAAGAUGGGAGGCGCGGCCAGGAGAAGCCCCAGAAACUCGUGGACCAGCUCACCUGGCAUCCACAGUGGUUCGCAAGGGCCCUUGUGUCAAACAAGGUCUGCGUGAGAAGAAAAAGAUAGAAAGGAUGAAGGCUGAGGACGGUGAAAACUAUGCCAUUAAGAAGCAGGCAGAAAUCCUGCAAGAGUCCCGGAUGAUGAUCCCAGAUUGCCAGUGCCGGUUAGAGGCUGCAUAUACCGAUCUUCAGCAGAUACUAGAAAGUGAAAAAGACUUGGAAGAAGCCGAGGAGUAUAAAGAAGCACGUGUAGUUCUGGAUUCAGUGAAGCUUAAGCUGUUUAUACAAUACAAGGAUGGGGCUGAGAGGACGUUAGCUUGGGUUGUUUGUAUGGAGAUCAGAUACAAGUGGUACUGA